Molecule: messenger RNA, 2094 nt
Organism: Fusarium poae
Lineage: Eukaryota; Fungi; Ascomycota; Sordariomycetes; Hypocreales; Nectriaceae
Exons: 8
Coding region: 1-2094 (697 amino acids)
Biological process (GO): regulation of DNA-templated transcription
Cellular component (GO): nucleus
Molecular function (GO): DNA-binding transcription factor activity, RNA polymerase II-specific; zinc ion binding; transcription cis-regulatory region binding
Source: RefSeq, a predicted model, not a curated record
AUGGAGGUCUCAGUGGAGAAGAACCAGCAGCAUCAGGUCGCAUGCUUUAGUUGUCGCGCUUCUAGACAAAAAUGUGACCGUCAAGACCCCUGUUCUCGCUGUGUUUCCCAUGGUCGUACUUGCAAAUACCCUGCUCGAUCUAACCGCGGUCGGAAGCAUGGAAGUACAAACAAGCCUGAUAGUGUAGAGAAGCUCCUUUCACGCAUCGAGGAAAGCGGUGCAAAGGAAGAAAUCAUCGCUGCUCUUCUCGGAACAGGUCUUCCAAGCCCAAACAAAACAGUCUCCGUCAGAGGAACCCCGUGGACGCAACCACAGUCUUCCUCUGAUAGUCGCUCCACGUCUCAAGCUGCUCAACCAGAUUCGCCGCCUGAGGAUGACGGGUACGACCACCCUGAAGAUCUGAUUUCACCGCUUAGUAUCGUCACGACUGCUAUCGCGACAAACACGUCUGCUCAGUGUGAGAGACUGCGAUCUCAGAUGCCGAUGCAACCUGGCGUGAGAGAGGCCAUCAUGGCGCCUAUAAAGGAACGACUUGGUGCUUAUUUCUCUGCCCAGUCAGUUGAUUGCCCUUUCAAGUUGGAAAAGGCCACUUGUGACCCGCUUGCUUCUCGAUUGAUUGACGAAAGUGAUGCGACUGUUUACUUCCAACUGCAAGUCAGCAUCUUUUACACUCCCAUCGCCUCAAAUCUGACCAUUUCCAGUUUUUUCUCUACUCGCAACCCACUAGUAGGCCUCCUCGACGCCACAUUACACACAGUUGAAUAUGUCUACGCGAAUUCAUUCACCUUGUUCUCUGUUAUCUGUGCUCUUGGAUGCGCCAUGUCAGCUCGCCCUCGCGAUCGAGCCAUAUACCCUGUUGUGGUCCACCUAGCCAGUGGAAACGUCAAGUGGUCCAUCGCUGCUGCUGUAAAAUCCCUUGCCACUAUACAAGCCAUCGUCAACAUGCAGUACUGGACAUCCGUGUCCCCGACACAAGGAGACGAUACCUCAUCUAUAUACCUCAGUUACGCAAUGCAACUAGCCAGAGAAAUGGGAAUCAGCAAAUCAGAUGUCAUAAGAGAUUAUGUCAACGCAGAAUGCGAGAGUUCAUCACCUGAAAACAUAGGGCGAUAUAUCCGUAAUUACGAAAGGACGUGGCUUCGGACUCUUAUCUCAGAUAAAGGAUUCGGCAUUAUGAAUGGGAAGCUACAUUCUGUUAACUGGAAAGAAAUUCCCAGUUCCGCAGCGCAGUGGUGGAAGGCUCCGUUAGCUGAACCGACGGACCGUAUGCUAAGUGGCAUUAUUGAAAUCAGAAGACUAUUGCUAAGUCAAGUAGACAAACGAAAACAAGCAAAUUCAACCACGUCCUCCAUUGUGGAAUGGCACAAUGAGUCCUACGACGCUCUAACACGCCUACGCAAUGACCGGUGUAUACCAGACGACUCACCAUCAGGAAAACUACUCCCUGUUCUGGCAUUUUACAUGGACCACAGCAUCCUAGUCCUCAAUGCCCAAGCCCUCCGAGAUAUUACUGCCGCUGACGACAACUCCUCCCCUUCUUCAUCAGUGGCUCUUUUGAACAUUGAGAGAAAGUCGAUCGAGGUAGCAAGUCGUGUUCUUGACCUGUUGACUUCGGACAAGACGAUAAUUGAACUUGCCCUUGGCUUCCAGAAUAAUCAAUAUCUCAUGAUCUGUCACGUCAUGACUGAAGUUCUACGCGCUAUUAAAAGAGGCGCCCUCACGCAUGAAGAGAACUCUACUGCCGCAGGGAAAGUCAUCGGCGUUAUUCCUUUGCUAGAUCAGAUCGUGCAACUCCUCCCCGCAACUUCAGCAGCGCAUCUCUACUUUGAUCUCGCUCGCUUCUUUGCUUGUCAGAUUGACUCGUUGAUGGGUGCACCUGAUUUGCAGGAGAUGCGCGAGAGUCUUGAUACAGGAAUGUUUACGGAUGAUUGGUUCAAGGCUAUGGAUAUGGGAAUGCCAGAUGUCUAUACACUUUUGGACAUGGGAUACCUUGGGAUGGAUCAACCGAUGAUGGAUACUGAUGAUUUUAUGAUACAGAUUAACCUUAUCACCAACAGCGUAAAGAAAUUUGAGAAGACUUUGACUUCAGCUUAA